This is a messenger RNA of Mus caroli (Ryukyu mouse), 2351 nucleotides long. RefSeq names its product cell division cycle associated 7 (gene Cdca7). The record is from RefSeq and is a predicted model, not a curated record. Gene Ontology annotation, cellular component: nucleus. Gene Ontology annotation, biological process: regulation of DNA-templated transcription. Lineage: Eukaryota; Metazoa; Chordata; Mammalia; Rodentia; Muridae.
GAGCUCGGGUUGUUCGGGCUCUGAGUGCUGGUGUGUUCCGACGAACUGUCCCCGUUCCGAGUGCCUUGGGUGCCCGCCGCCAGCAUGAAGGCUCGCCGCGCGCGGCAAAAGGCUCUCAAAGUAAAGAACUUAAAGAAUGUCAGGUAUAUGAAGUUGAUUUCCAUGGAGACGCCGUCCUCCUCCGAUGACAGUUGUGACAGCUUUGCUUCUGAUAAUUUUGCAAACACAAGACUGCAGUUCAACAGGGAAGGCUGCAGGACCCGAAGUCAGUGCCGGCACUCUAGGCCUCUUAGGGUAGCAAUGAAGUUUCCAGCACGAAAUACCCGGAGGGCGGCCAGCAAAAAAGCAGCGCCCCCAAAGCCCUCUGAGAGCUCUGUGAACGAUUCCCCCUCUGACUCUGAAGAAGAAGAUGGCAUGAACUUUCUGGAGAAGAGGGCCUUAAAUAUAAAGCAGAACAAAGCAAUGCUUGCAAAACUCAUGUCAGAAUUAGAAAGCUUCCCUGGCUUGUUCUCUGGAAGACAUUCCCUCCCAGGCCACAGAACCAAAGAUUCAAAGUCGCCUAGACGACGCACAUUCCCAGGUGUGGCUGCCAGAAGGAACCCGGAACGGAGAACUCGACCUCUUACCAGGUCAAGGUCCCGGAUCCUGGGCUCCUUGGGUGCCCUGCCCACCAAGGAAGAGGUGGAGGAAGAGGAGGAGGAAGAGGAUAAGUACAUGCUGGUGAGACAGAGGAAGUCCAUGGACAGCUACAUGAACGACGAUGAUGUGCCCAGAAGUCGGAGGCCUGGAUCCAUGACCCUUCCGCAUAUAAUCCGACCCGUAGAAGACGUCACAGAGGAAGAGAUUAGGAACAUCUGCAGCAACUCGAGAGAGAAGAUUUAUAACCGCUCUCUGGGUUCUACAUGUCAUCAGUGUCGCCAGAAAACCACUGACACCAAAACCAACUGCCGAAACCCAGACUGCUGGGGCAUCCGGGGCCAAUUCUGUGGUCCCUGCCUUCGAAACCGCUAUGGCGAGGAGGUCAAGGAUGCUCUGCUGGAUCCGAACUGGCACUGCCCGCCUUGUCGAGGAAUUUGCAACUGCAGCUUCUGCCGCCAGCGUGAUGGGCGCUGUGCCACCGGAGUCCUGGUGUACCUAGCAAAGUAUCACGGCUUCGGGAAUGUCCAUGCUUACUUGAAAAGUCUGAAGCAGGAAUUUGAAAUGCAAGCGUAGAGCCUGAAGAUUAUCUGCUCGCCUUCAGCCUCUGAAGGCUCGCUUGUUCUCGACGUUGUGUUGAUGGGAACCCGAGUAAGAAUCUCGGCCAUCAGUCUGCCUUAGAACUUGGUCGCGUUGAUCUCAUAGCUCACACUUGUUUCUGAAGCAUCAUGAAAGGCAUUCUGCUCCUUACAUUUCAGCUAUAUGUAGUGUCUCAGAGCUUGCCCCGGCCCCACCUUGUAGCCUCCCUGGUCUUUUGCCACCACUUAGAUUCUGAGCUAUCUUUAACUGGCAGCUUGAGAAUUUGUGUGAUCAGGACAUACCCAAGCACUUUGGGGUACAGUAGUAUUGUGAAGCAACGGUUGUGAUGAAUCGCAAAGAGCCCCUUAACUUGUUUACACAGAAUCAACGCACAUAGUUUAGUGUCUAGUGAUUAUAUUGGCUGAUGUUUUAAAUGGAAAGGGCCAAGGCACAAAGGGCCGGAAACCAUGAGGAAGAAUUAGGUAGUUGUUGUAAACUGGAGUAUGGCCACAUUGGAUGGCUUUCUUCUGGAGGAAUACAUCUCUGGGGUGCUGUGCUCAGUGUAUGUCUUGUCACAGCUGACACCGUUGCUGCUGUCAUCUGGCUUACCUAGUCACCCAAAGGUUUGUGGGAACUUGGUACCAUAAUUACUAAAAUUGCUGUAGAAAAGGCGUUCUGGGAAAAAUAAAGAUGAUAGCUCUGCAGCGGGUUGAUCUGAAACCUUGGUGUUCUGCUUCCAGAACUUAACCUUAAUGUCACUUUAGAUCCUGGCAGUUUCCUAAAGAGGUAACCCUGGGGGUUGUGUCCAGGGUUUCUAUAUAUUUAGGUUUGAAACACUUUUGGAAUGAUGGGAAGUGACCUUUUAGAGAUGGGUAGCUUUGAACCUCUCUACCAGUGUAGUUUAUGGGCGGGUGCCUGAAGUCACCCUCCCGCCCCUUUCCCUACAGGUGGGUCAUUCAGUACUGGUGACUAAGUGACUGAGUCCCUCACCUGUGUAGCCUGUCAGCUGUGCCUACUCUGUACUCUGUCUGUGGUGCUCAGUUGGAUCUUGAAUCGUUCAGUGUAAAUACAGCUUUUUGCUCUGUAAUGCUUUUAUACAAAGGUUUUUAUUUUAAUAAUAAAACAUUUUGUUCUAA